Molecule: messenger RNA, 1911 nt
Organism: Entrophospora candida
Lineage: Eukaryota; Fungi; Glomeromycota; Glomeromycetes; Entrophosporales; Entrophosporaceae
Source: the annotation of a GenBank genome assembly
AUGAGAGCUUUGUAUAAAACUAAACAAUGUACUUACUGUAAGACAGAACAAUCAAAGAUAAUAAUUACGAGAGAUUCAGAGAAAAAUUUUCAAGAUUUUGAAGAAAAUGAGCUUUCUUAUCAUGUUGAAGAAUUUGAAAUUCAUUGUGAUGAUUUACAAAUAUAUGAAGAAGUUGUUGUUUUAUUAAGAUAUAAUUGUCCUGAUAAUGAUUGUGAGGAAUAUUUUGAAUCUGGAUGGCAUGAGAUAAAAUCACAUGUUAGAAGAGUUCAUAAGGCUCUUUUAUGUGAUAUUUGUAUUGAGCAUAAAAAAUACUUUACUCAUGAACAUGUACUGUACAAUCAAAAAGAAUUGAAUAUACAUUGUAAAGAGGGUGACCCUGAUAAAACAGGUUUUCAGGGACAUCCUGAAUGUGAAUUUUGUAAGAUUGGUUUUUAUGGGAAAGAUGAAUUGUAUGAACAUUGUAGAGAUAAACACGAGCAAUGUCAUAUUUGUAGAGCAAAAGGCAUUCAACAUCAAUAUUAUCUUAAUUAUAAUACAUUGGAAGUACAUUUUAGAUCAGUACAUCAUUUGUGCUCUGACCCUAAAUGUUUAGAAAAGAAAUUUGUUGUAUUUCCGACUGAUAUUGAUUUAAAAAUUCAUGAGGCAUCUAAACAUGAAGUAAGACGUAUUGAAACUAAUUUUUUAGUAGGUGAUCCUAAUUUAAGAAGAACAAGAGGACGUCAUAUAAGUCGUGAAAGACAAUCAGGUUAUGAUUACGUUCUAUCAACUGAUGUAUCAACCAAUCCACUCGAAGAUUUUUCAUCAUACGGAACAAAUAUUUCAGGAGCAAGAACACCAAGUCCUAGUACCAACAAUAAUAAUAAUCAGAGUUAUGACAAUUUUUUUCCAUCUUUGAAUGCUGCAAAGAAUCUUCAGAGUAAUGGUAGUACUACUUCUCGUAUAAAUUAUAGUGAACGGGUUAAGUCAAGUGGUUUUCAGAACGACUCCACGAUAAAGAAAAAGGUUAACCCCUCGAAAUCACACUCUACCACAAAAGUUGGUAAUACAAGCUUAUCAUCGUCGCAUAUAGCAUCUACAUCUACCUCUUCAUCUCAAUCAGCCAAAGGAGAAAUGUCUGCUUUUCCACCAUUGACCGCAUAUUCACCUUUAAAGGUUAAUAACAGUUCACAGUUAAAUUAUGGUGAAAAAGCAAAAUCUAAUUAUGUAGAUUCUGAAUCUAGCAGUAAACAUGUUUCUUUUAAUCAACGCGUCCACAAACAUUUAUCACACGAUCAAAAAAAAAUACAAGAAUAUAAUUCAUUAUCUGAAGCAUAUAGUAAUUCACAUAUGACAGCAUCAGAAUUCGUAAUAUCAUUGUAUCAAUUGUUUGAUAGUAAGUUGGAUAUUGUUGGCAAAGUUGUACCUGGGUUUGUUGCAUCAUUAGAAUCAGAAGAGAAGAAAACAGAAUUAUUAACCGUUUGGAAUGAUUAUAAAGCUACAAAUACAGAAUCUAUUCAAUAUCCAUCAUUGCCCAAAAAUAAUCAGCCACAAGUAUCAAAAUCACGUAUACUUGUGAUAAAAUCAUCAAGUAAAUCAAAUAGUCUAGCAAGUAGAAAUAGUAUUGACAAGAUUGUCAAAUCAUCAUCUAAUAAAAAUAAUUCAUAUAAAUCAUCAACUACUUCACCAGCGGUGUCAACUGCGUCAUCAUCAAAUGUUGAGAUUCAAAACAAAUCAGAAGUAGAUUUUCCUGGCCUACCACCUCCAUCAAAGCAAAAAUCUAUAAAAACAAUUCAAAGUACUAAAAAAAUAAUGACUGAAAAUAAUGCAUGGGGUAGUAGUAAUGCAGUCAAAUCUACUGAAAGUAAUAAAAGUGAUGAUACUGAAAAUGAUUCAAAAAAGAAACAAAAAAAGAAGGUUGUAAAAUUGGUUUAA